Messenger RNA from Haemonchus placei, 515 nucleotides. The record is from the annotation of a GenBank genome assembly. NCBI's taxonomy places the organism in Eukaryota, Metazoa, Nematoda, Chromadorea, Rhabditida, Trichostrongylidae.
AGGUUUCACGGCGUUGUGAGGCGAUCUGCUGUCGAAGACUGGAAAUCAGAUCAUCCUUAGCAACCAGCUCGCGUCGGAGUGCCUCAUUUUCGCGGAUUAACUUCUCCAUUUCUGUUCCACGCAUUUCCUGAGAGACGAGAAGUUGAAGCUUCUCAAGUUGACUUCGUAUAUCGUCGACCUCACUGAGACCAUCUUCGAGAGCUUUACGAUAGGCUAGCGGUGGGCCAGUGAACACCGUGGCGGCACGCGCUGUGGUAGGAGGUGGAACAUUGCCAUUGUCAUAAGUCCGUCGUGGUAGCGAAUCGUCGUCGACGAGCGACCGGUCGAUCGAGAUGAGAGUGGCUUUCUCGGCUUCGAAUUCCAUUCUUCUCACGGCUGAUAGGCAGUCGGACGACUCAGAGUGCGAGAACGUAUCGCCAACGAGCAUGGGCUGGUCCAGAAUUUCAUCGUCGAUAAGUCCUGGGGCUGGUUCGUGUCUUGGCAUUACCGGAGACAUUGCACAUUCCGAUCCUUAA